Molecule: messenger RNA, 677 nt
Organism: Closterium sp. NIES-65
Lineage: Eukaryota; Viridiplantae; Streptophyta; Zygnematophyceae; Desmidiales; Closteriaceae
Source: the annotation of a GenBank genome assembly
AAAUUGCACGAGUAGCACGUUUGGCUUCCCACAUACCAGUAGCGACCACCUAUCCACCGCACCGCCCAUCCUUACGCCGCCAUUCCCUCUACUCGAAUCGCGCGGAGCGUUCCCAAAUUGCUCGCCGUCUGUCGCGCGGUUGCUUCGCCUGUGCGCACCUCCGUCGCGGCGUCCUCGAGCCCCUUCCCCCCCGCGCCAUGGCGCCAUCGCCGGACGUGAAAGUGCCGGGCGAUCGUCUAGGGCUCGCGUCGGAGCUCGCAGUGGGUCCCGGCACUUACGCGCGCGGCCCAUUCGUGUACGCCAGCACAACGGGCGCCAUGGCCGUCACGCCCGGCGAACCACUUCCGACAGUGUCAGUGCGGCGCGCGGGAGCGCAAACUGCCAUCCCCAGCGUUGGCGCAACAGUCAUUGCGAAGGUGGCAAGGGUGACGCCGCGAGCGGCUAUGGCGGACAUAGUGUGCGUGGGCGCGCAUGCCGUCACUGACAAGUUCUCAGGCAUCGUCAGGCAGCAGGACGUGAGAGCAACGGAGAUAGACAAGGUGGAUCUGCUGGCAUCGUAUCGCCCCGGUGACCUCAUUCGAGCUCAAGUGCUUUCACUGGGAGAUUCUCGGGCGUAUUUCCUAUCCACAGCCAAGAAUGACCUGGGAGUCAUACUGGCCAAGGGGGUCGCAGGUUAG